Molecule: messenger RNA, 1086 nt
Organism: Candida dubliniensis CD36
Lineage: Eukaryota; Fungi; Ascomycota; Pichiomycetes; Serinales; Debaryomycetaceae
Exons: 1
Coding region: 1-1086 (361 amino acids)
Source: RefSeq, a predicted model, not a curated record
AUGGAGAAUCUAUAUACAGCAUUAUCGAUAUCAUUAAUAACUGAUGAUAAACGAUUCGUUAUUGUUUCUGAUGAUUCUAAUAAAGCCAUUCCUAAAUUUACAAGUAUGUUAAUCAAUACUUGUUCAUUUGAUCCUUCACAAUAUUGUGUGAUUGAUCUACUAAAUGUUCAUACCACUAUAGAUUUGAUCCAUCAAAUGACGAAUUUUCGUGACAAUCAAUACUUUUUGAAAAACAUUAUUAUUUGGCAAAAUGUUCAAUAUUUGACAACCAACCAGCAUAAAUCAUUAUAUAAACUAAUUUUACAAAUUGACCAAUUUGGAUUGAGAGGAGUUAGAGGGAGGCCAAUUGAUAUAGCUAUUGGAAAUGAUGAAAUCAUAUCAAUUAAUCGACCACAAUUGUUCACAAUUAUUAUGGCUCUUGAUUAUAAAGCAUUCCACAAAAAGUUGUAUAUAUAUUUAAAAGAAAAAUUCUGGUUUGCUGUAAAUUACAAUAAUGUGGAAGAAGAGGAUGAACCAGGAAAACUUCCACCGAACUCACAAUAUCAAGAAAAUAUAUCACGAUUAAGAAACAGCCUAUGUGAUGUGUUUAUUUCCCCUGACAUCAAGGGGUACAUUUAUUCAUUGAUUGUUUUCACUCGAUGUCAUAGAUUAGCCUCUUUAUCACCAAAACUGACAAGGCUACCAACAAUGGCCAUAGAUUACAUGCAUGAUUUCUGCAAAUGCCUAGCGUUAUGGAAAAAUCAACAGAAUUUGAAUCAAGAAUUAUUUAUUACUCCAGCAUAUGUUAAAUUAGCAUUCAGAAAAAUUGGCUACUGGUUAGUUGAUUGGGAAUAUAAUGAAAAGUUUGCUAAAGACACUCAAAGUAGUGUACUAGUUGAUGAUGACAGCAACACCUUGAAUAAUGAAAUAGAUUAUCAGAAAAGAUUAGAAAUAAGUAUGCUCACGGGUGAUUGGUAUGGUAGUGAUUAUUUUUUUGUUAACGAAUAUUUGAAGAGCAGUAAAAGCAAGUUGGAUAUAAAAAGUCCAACUGGUUAUACCAAUAAAAUCAUUGAAGAUGUGAUUAGUUCAGUAAGGCCACCAUUAUAG